Messenger RNA from Daktulosphaira vitifoliae (grape phylloxera), 4738 nucleotides. Its product is annotated as SR-related and CTD-associated factor 4-like. The coding region runs from base 240 to 4649 and encodes 1469 amino acids. The transcript is spliced from 18 exons. Gene Ontology annotation, cellular component: nucleus. NCBI's taxonomy places the organism in Eukaryota, Metazoa, Arthropoda, Insecta, Hemiptera, Phylloxeridae. The record is from RefSeq and is a predicted model, not a curated record. Gene Ontology annotation, molecular function: RNA binding.
CAGUAUAUCGUUCGUCUUAUGGAACUGAUUAAUUGUGAUCGUAUUGGUCAUUACACACCCGUGUAGAUAAACAUUGUUGUUUUUACAUUUAGUGCUGUUUAACGCGGUUUUUAUAAUCAUCUCGGUCAUAAUUACAUUUUAUAAUUGAGUUGUUCAAUGACGAUCGAACGACAGGAGAUCACGUUUUUCUAAGUUUGUCGGAAGUUCUUUCAUUUUAAUUGGUAAAAUUUUCUUUCAUAAUGGACGCAGUUAAAGCUUUUACAAUUGAGCUCUAUUCCAUUAUGGAUAUGAAACCACCAAUAUCAAAAGCCAAAAUGACAGCUAUUACACGAAAUGCUAUCAAAGCUAUUAAAUUGUACAAGCAUGUUGUGCAAUGUGUUGAAAAAUUCAUUCAAAAGUGUAAACCGGAAUACAAGAUACCUGGUCUUUAUGUGAUUGAUUCAAUAGUGCGUCAGUCAAGACAUCAAUUUGGAAAUGAUAAAGAUGUAUUUGCACCAAGAUUUGCUCGUAACCUUAAAAUUACUUUUUCACAUUUAUUUGCUUGUGCAGAAGAAGAUAAGAGUAAAGUAAUACGGGUUUUGAAUCUAUGGCAAAAAAAUGCAGUAUUCACUACGGAUGUAAUUCAACCUAUUUUUGAUUUGGCUGCUAAUCCAGAAUUUGAAGAUCAUACUCAAAUUAAUCCAUUAUCAUCAAUUGAAAAUAGCCCUAAACUAAGUGUAAAAACUGAUAUUUUCAAAAGCCAAGAGAUUACACCCAUCAAAGAUGAUCCUUCGAAAAGUUUUGAUUCUUUACAGAACUCUGAUGAUAAUAAACAACUAGAUCCUGCUAUUCUUCAGCAUUUGCAAGCAAUUCAAUCUAUAUUAAAAAAACAACCUGGACAGUCAACAUCAUCUCCACAAAUUAAAAAAUCUGAAACAGUAAAACUAUUUGAUAAGAAACUUUUAGAUUAUGAUUAUGGUGAAGAAGAAGAUGACACAUUAAAUCAGUCUCCUCAAUUUCAACAACAACAAUUGCAGCAUCAAAACACUUCUAUAGAAGGAUUAGACAGCCUUUUGAAUAACCCAGAAGUUCUGCGCACAUUGCGCAAUGUUGAAGGGCUUAUGUCCACUCAAUCUAAACAGCAGGCUGAGCUGGAUAAGAUAAAAGAAAUGAGAAAAGAAGCGGAAUUUGAUAAACAUCUUGCUCAAACAGUACAGAGUUUACCAUUUGCUUCAGAGUGUGAAUUGAAGCCAUCUCCAGUUAUUCCACAGUCAAUUAGUAUGGUUACUAACCCUUAUACCAAUCAACAAUACAAUACUCAAAUAUUUCAACAACAGCAACAACCAUUGUUAACUUCUGAUGCUCAUCAUAAGCCAGUUCAACAAUUAAUGAAUUAUGAAGGUUCAAAUCAAACUAAACCAGAAGUAAUUGACCUAGAUCAUAUAGCAUCACCACCACAUAGCAAGCGGGACACAAGGCGUGAUGGGUAUUCAACUAGUUCUUCCAGAAAAAGAUCACCUAGGAAAAGUAGUAGAGAUCGUCAGCGAGAACGUGAAAAAGAACGUGAACGAGAUAGAGAAAGAAGAAAAAAACAUUUACCUCCCUUUAAAAGAAAUCAUUUAGCUGUUGUAAGUACAACUCUUUGGGUUGGUCACCUUUCUAAACUAGUUCAUCAAGAUGACUUGUAUGGAUUGUUUCAACCAAUUGGUGAUAUUGUAUCACUAAAUUUAAUUUCACCAAGAGGAUGUGCAUUUCUGUGCAUGAAUAGAAGACAAGAUGCUGCACGUAUCAUGAAUAAAUUUCAAGGAGAAAGAUUACAAGGAAGACCUAUGACUAUUGCUUGGGCUCCUGGGCAAGCCAUGAAAGAUAAAGAAUGGAAAGAUUAUUGGGAAAUUGAAGAUGGUGUUUCAUAUAUACCUUGGGAAAAACUCAACAAAGAUAUUGAUUAUGAUGAACUUGAAGUUGGAGGCAUGUUAGAUGAAGAAACUAUGCCAGAUUGGUUAAAAAUCCAUUUGAAAAAUUUAAGAGCUACAAAGAAGUAUGAAAAAAAAGAAGAUAAACAAAUAGAUGGUAGCUUACAGACUUCUAGCACAUCUAAUGUUAUUGAUCAACAAGGUGGACAAUCUUCUCCUGGUGUACAAAUGCAAAUGUCACCGGCACAAAAUACUCAAUCAAAUCAAAUAAAUUUUAAUAUACCCCCAUCUAUGAAUAUGUCUAACCCUUUUGGAAUAAACCCUAGAUUAAUUAACCCUAUGAUGAACCCUAUGAUGCCCAAUUCAAUGACACCUCUAAGCAUGGGUCAUCCAUCAAUGAUGAUGAUGAACAGAAUGCCAAAUCCAUUUGGACCUCCACCUAACAUGACAAUGAUAAGUAACCCUCAACAGAUGGGAAUAUCUAAUGAUGGUCAAAAAUCAUUAGGUGUACCACCUCCUGAUAUGGUUAUGCCCUUUCCUUUUAAUAUGAACCUGCCUACUCAAGCUGCUAUAUCUUCUGCUCAGUCUAUAAUGGGAGUAACUCCAUCACCUAUUACAACUAGUGGUAAUACUAUAACUUCUAAUCCUUUAAACUCUAAUCAAACUGAUAAUUUAAAUACAGGAACCAAUCAAUUAGAUCCAUCAACAAUCAUGCAGUUUAAUUUACCUCCACCUCCCACACUUCCAAAUUUGUCAGAUUUUAGACUUAAUGAACAUAAUUCAAGUAUGAGUAAUGAGAAAUAUGACUCUAGUACAACCCAAGAAGAAACAAGCAGUAAUAACAGAAACCUUGAAAUAGACAAUAAUCACAUCCAUGAUAAUAGAGAAAGAGGAGAUAGAUUUAAUGAGAGAGAUAACAAAAAUGAUCGUGGUAGAAGGAUUGAUGAUAAUCGACAAGAUCCUAGAAAUCGUAAUAAUAAAGGAGGAACUGAACAAAAAGAACGGAAAUCAUCUCGAUGGGGCGAUAGAGAAGAAAGCAAUAAUCAAAAUCCAAAUGAAGGAUUAGGUAUGAUUCCACCUCAAAAUAUUGUCUCAAUUGAUAAUAUAAAUGAUAUGAUAAUACAACAAACUAACCCAUUACAUCAAAUUCUUAAACAUGUGAUUCAAGAUAACAUUGGAAAUCCUGGAUUUCAACCUGAAAUUUUUGGGCCUAAUGGACCGAUUUCUAAUCAAAUGUUCAAUAUGCCACCACAAAGUUUCUCUCAAGGGUUAGGACAAGAUGGACCAAGAUUACCUCUUUUGGAUGCUGGUAACAUGAGAGGCAGGGGAACUUGGAAUCGGGGUAAUCGUAGAGGAUUUAGAGGACCUGGUAGUUUUAACAAUAAUAGUGGUGGACCAGUGUGGGAUUCUAAUAAUGAGACUAAUUGGGAAAAUAAUGCUGGGCCUAAUUGGGACAACAAUGGUCCUCCCGUAUGGCAAAAUCAACAAAAUAUUCAUAGAGGAGGGAUGAUGGGAAGAGGCAAUAUAAGACCACCUUUAAUUGGAAACAUAUCUCGUGGGCGAGGUAGAGAUGUUUGGUUGGAUAAUAACUUAUCUGGAGGAAGAGGUAAUCGUGAAGUGGACAAUUGGAGUGGCCGUAAUACCCGAGAUUCAGAUAGAUGGGGUCAUGGUAGUCGAGAUUCUGAUGGAUGGACAGGGAGAGGUAAUAGACCAUCAUCUUGGAGAGCAGCUAAUGCUGGACGUCGAAGAAAUGAUGAUAGGGAAGGACUACCAAAUCAAAAACGAUGGAGACGGGAUGAAAAUCCUGAUUGGGAUGAGCAAAAACCUUGGAAAAGGGGAUCAAAUGAAGAAAAUGAUUGGUCAAAUAAUAAACAAGGACCCCCUUGGAGUAAUAAAAAAGAUGAAGGGAAUCAUUCAAAAUAUAAAAAUCGUGAAAAUAAUGAUGAACGUGCUAAUAGAAGACCAAGCAAAUGGAGUGAUAAAGUAAUUGACAAUAACAUCAAAGAAGAUGGUUUAAUAUCAACAGAUAAUACUGAAGUUAAGGAAAAUGUAAUUCAAGAAAAUUUACCAACAAGUAAUUCUAUGGACAUAGAUAACAAUGAAGAAGAAAAUUCAAAUAAUUUAGAACAGUUACCAGAUAAUCAAAAAAUACAGGUAUUUAACAAAAGUGAAAUAAGAUCAGAAAAUUUUAAUGAAGAAAAUCAUGAUUCAAGUGAAUUUAAUAAAAAAGUGUGUGAUAACGAUCCUGAUUAUAUUGAACAAUAUUCCACAGAAAAUAAUGACUUAAAACAGUCAGAAAGUCAAUUAAACAAUUUUAGGAAUAAUUAUGAAGAAUCAGAUAGCUCAUGUAAAAAUCAAUUAAUAAAUAAUUCAAAUGCGGAUCAAUAUAAUAUUGAAAACCAAAAUUAUCAACGUAGUCAAUUUGAAUUAGAAAAUAAUGAUACUUCUAAAAAUGAGAUUAAUACACAAUGUGAAAUUGAAUCAAGUAAUUCUUACAAGAAAAAUUAUGCGAGUAAUGAUUUGGAAUCUUUAAAUCAACAACACGAGAGUAUUGAUACAGUACCACAUUUUAAUGAAAAUGAGGUAGAAGAAAAUGCUAGGGAAUCACAAAGUAAUUUCUUUUUUGGUUCUGAUGUUCAACCUUCUAUUGAUGAAACUAUUGAAUCAAAAUCUACCGAACUUUCUAUUGCAGAAUCUAUAAUUUCCCAAAAUAGUGAUGUGCUCAACACAAAUAUGUUGGACACAAAUGAUUUGUAAAAUUUGAAAACAUAUAUUGUAAAUUAUCCUUUUAAAAUAUUAGACGAUAAUUUGAUUGUUAAAAUUGUAUAUGGACUUUGAACAGUGCA